CCUCAUUUGAAGAAGUGUUUUGAGGGUAUUGCGAGACUUGAGUUUGACUCUAAGUUAGACAUUCAUGCUAUGUUUAGUAGUGAGGGUGAGAGAGUACAGAUGGCAAAUUCAAUCUCGACGUCUGAGGCUCGUGGAGCGGUAGAGAAAUGGUUGUUACAGGUGCAGGAUACUAUGUUUACUGUCCGUGUGAUGUGGUUCAGAUCUGCUCAUGAGGCAUAUGCCAUUGAACCAAGAACAAACUGGGUCAUAGACUGGCCAGGUCAGGUGGUGUUGUGUGCAUCACAGGCAUACUGGACUCGAGAGGUGCACGAGGCUAUCCGUGCCGCACCAACAGGGCUUAAGGACUAUUGGGAUGUUUUACAGAAACAGCUUGGGGACGUUGUAGAACUUGUACGUGGCAAACUGACUAAACAGGCUCGAACCACUCUGGGUGCCCUCGUUGUAAUUGAUGUGCAUGCCAGAGAUGCUGUGAUGGAGCUGGCGGAAAAAGGUGUUUCUAGCGAGAAUGACUUUAAUUGGUUGGCACAUCUAAGAUACUACUGGGAGGACGACAACAUGAUUGUGAGGAUCACAAAUGCCACAGUAAAAUACUCGUAUGAAUACCUGGGUAAUACAACACGUCUUGUCAUUACACCUCUCACUGACAGAUGUUAUCGUACUCUUGUCGGUGCCUUCCACUUGAAUUUGAACGGAGCUCCGGAAGGUCCAGCCGGAACUGGUAAAACAGAGACGGUGAAGGAUUUGGCCAAGGCAUUGGCUGUACAGUGUGUGGUGUUCAACUGCUCAGAUGGUCUCGAUUACAUUGCUAUGGGAAAGUUUUUCAAGGGGCUUGCAUCAGCUGGUGCAUGGGCUUGUUUUGAUGAGUUUAACAGAAUUGACCUUGAAGUGUUGUCUGUCAUUGCCCAACAGAUUUUAUGCAUCAUCAGAGCUGUACAAGGUAAACUAGAUGUGUUUGUGUUUGAGGGAACGGAAUUGAACCUGAAUCCACAGUGUUAUGUUAACAUUACAAUGAACCCCGGUUAUGCAGGUCGGUCCGAACUUCCGGACAAUCUCAAAGUAUUAUUCAGAACUGUAGCUAUGAUGGUACCGGACUAUGCUAUGAUUGCCGAGAUCUCGCUGUACUCGUUCGGUUUCCUGGAAGCAAAGGCCUUGUCAGUAAAGAUCGUCACUGUAUACAGACUGUGCUCGGAACAGUUAUCAUCUCAGUUCCAUUAUGAUUACGGCAUGAGAGCCGUAAAAGCUGUGCUCUCCGCAGCCGGUAAUCUUAAACUGAAGUACCCAGAUGAAGAAGAAAAUAUUCUGUUGCUGAGAUCUAUCAUUGAUGUCAACUUACCAAAGUUCUUGUCUCAUGACAUUCCACUUUUCAAUGGUAUCAUCUCUGACUUGUUCCCGGGACUUUCCCUGCCGGAAGCCGACUACGAGAUCUUCUUAAAGGCCAUGGAGACCAUAGCAGAAAAGAAGAAUUUACAGUUUGUCAAUUUCUUCAAAGAGAAGAUUAUUCAAACAUAUGAAAUGAUGAUUGUCAGACACGGUUUCAUGUUGGUUGGUGAACCGUUUGGGUGUAAGACUAUGGUGAUAGAAACACUGUGUGAAGGAAUGACCUUGCUUGAAUGA
Molecule: messenger RNA, 1614 nt
Organism: Ruditapes philippinarum (Manila clam)
Lineage: Eukaryota; Metazoa; Mollusca; Bivalvia; Venerida; Veneridae
Product: dynein axonemal heavy chain 12-like
Exons: 7
Biological process (GO): microtubule-based movement
Cellular component (GO): dynein complex
Molecular function (GO): dynein intermediate chain binding; dynein light intermediate chain binding; ATP binding
Source: RefSeq, a predicted model, not a curated record